UUCACGGUCUGCAAGCGAGAGGGUCCGGCUAGACACCGCGCAGCGCUCGCUGCCGGUUCCGCAGACGCCUCCAGAGCCCGGAGGCCCCGCCCCCGAGUGCGGGCCCGCCCCUCCCAGAGGCCCCGCCCCCUCACGGAGCCGCGCCCCGCCCAGCAGUCUCCGCUGAUCUCGAAGGACCCCCUUCCCGGAAGGCCCCGCCUCAUCUCGCCGGAAGUCUGUCCCGCCCGGAAGUCCCGCCCCACCUGGAAGGCCCGCGCCAGGCUGAGGCCGCGGUGACGCAUAAGGUUCGAAGAGGAGAGACAUGGAAGGUUAUUAUUCCUCAACCUUAUACUACGAAAGCCCAGAUGUUAGCAGCUGUGAGGACCAGACAGACGAGACGGGCAGCGAACCUGGUGCCGUCGGGACCCUGGAGAACCCCAGGCUCGGCACCAAAAGGUUUGUCCGGGAGGCCCCGGAGGAGGAAGAGGAGUCCAGGGGCCCCCUUAGGGAGCAGGGCCUGAAGGAGGUCUACACCCAGCUUGUCCGGGGUGUGCAGGAGUGGCAGGACGGCUGCGUCUACCGAGGAGAGUUCGGGCUGGACAUGAAGCUGGGAUGCGGUGAAUUCUCCUGGCCCACGGGCGAGUCCUACCGCGGGCAGUUCUACCGGGACCACCGCCACGGCCUGGGCACCUACACGUGGCCGGAAGGUUCCAGUUUCACGGGCAUGUUCUACCUGAGCUGCCGGGAAGGCUACGGCACCAUGUACCGGAAGACGAGGCUCUUCCAGGGGCUGUACAAAGCGGACGAGCGGUUCGGGCCGGGCAUCGAGACCUACCCGGACGGCAGCCAGGACGUGGGGCUGUGGUUCCGCGCGCACCUCGUCAAGCUGUGCGAGCCGGCACCCGGCGGCUUCUCCAUCCGCAGCUACCCCGAGUUCUCAGGCUUCCUCUCGCACACGCCUGCCCGAAUCAGCCUCGCGGACGAGGAGAAAAUGGAGUGGCCCCUGCAGGAGGGGCAGGACCCCUUCUUCUAUGACUACAAGCGGUUUCUUCUGAACGACAGCCUCAUGCUGCCUCCAGAAAUGCAUGUCUACUCGACCGACAGCGGCCACCUGCCCAUGACCUCUUCCUUCCGCAAAGACUUAGAUGCCCGCAUCUUCCUCAACGAUAUCCCCCCGUUUGUGGAGGAUGGAGAACCCUGGUUUAUCAAAAACGAGACCCCCUUGAUGGUCAAAAUCCAGAAGCAAGCUUACAGGUUCAGGAACAAGAAGGCUCACACCAGCUGGAACAUGGGUGCCAUUCUGGACGGGAACCGAGGCGGCUUUGCGCACCAUGGGCCCAAGGAGCGUCUUUCCAAGGAGAUGAUCCUGAAGGCCCAGGAGGGGAAUUACGACUGGGUGUAUGGCAUCCUGAGGGACAACCUUGCCAGCCCCGACGUGGCCGACGCGACGGGCUACACCGUGCUCGCCGCGGCCGCUGUUCACUGUCACAUUGACAUUGUCAACCUCCUGCUGGAUAACGGGGCGGAUGUGAACAGGUGCACGGAUGAAGGCCUCACGCCCCUCAGCAUGUGCUUCCUCCUGUACUACCCGACCGGGUCCUUUAAGUCCAACAUCGCGGAGAGGACUAUGCCCGAGCCCCAGGAAGCUGUAAAAACCCUAAUGACUCCCAACCGCUCCUUCUCAUUAUCGGAAGCGGCCACGGAGCCAGUGUUCCAGGAGGAGCUGGUACCGGCCUCGGGCGGCCAGGAACCGAAGCCACUUUCUGCCAGGUCGGGCAGCGAGGAGGGCAGCCAGCCGUCUGAGGACGGGGACCUGAGGAGCAGCGCCAGUGAAUUAGGGAAGGCACAGGACGCAGCAUCGGGGGCCCUGGACCGGUGCACCCCCUGCAGCACUGAGACGGACUUCAAGUCCAACCGGUGCAUGCGCAACUUCUGCAUCAAGCCGUCGCAGGAGCUGCUGGAGAGGGGCGCCCAGGCGCACGGCCAGCUGAAGGCCCCCGCCGCCCCCACCGGCUCCGACAAGGGCACCGUGAGGAGGAUGGCACUGUCCAUGGUCCAACGCAGAAACCGGUGGCUGACCAUCAGGCUCCUGCUGCAGCGCGGCGCGGACCCCAACCUGAGCCGCGUGCCCAUGCAGGCCCUGUUCUUCGCCGUGAAGGCCGCCGAUGUGGACGGCGUGAGGCUGCUGCUGGAGAGCGGGGCCAGGACCGACAUCCAGUUCCCGCCCGAGCUGGGGGCCCUGACCCCCCUCCACAUCGCGGCCGCUCUCCCUGGGGAGGAGGGCGUCAAGAUCACGGAGCUGCUGCUCCACGCCAUCACCGACGUGGACGCCAGGGCGGCCGACCAGGACGACGUGUACAGGCAGAACAAGAUAGACCUGCUGCCUUCGAGCCUGAAGCUCAACAACGAAGCAGGCCCUCCCAGCACCUACUACGGAGAGCGCAGCUCCGCCACGGACGAGGGGGGCCGGACGGCUCUGCACGUGGCCUGCGAGCGGGAGGACAACCACAGGUGUGCCAGGGACAUCGUCAGGCUCCUCCUCUCCCAUGGAGCGAAUCCCAACACCCUGUGGAGUGGCCACUCCCCACUCUCCCUGUCCAUCGCCAGCGGCAAUGACCUGAUUGUGAAGGAGCUUCUGUCCCACGGAGCUGACCCCAACCUACUCCUGACUAGGGGCUUGGGCAGCGCCCUGUGUGUCGCCUGCGACCUUACUUAUGAGAGCCAGAGGAGUGUGGACAGCAGGCUGGCCCUGGUUGACCGGCUCAUUAACCAUGGGGCUGACAUCCUGAACCCUGUGACGCUCGUGCAGGGGGACAAGGUAGCCGUGGGCACGGCCGUCGACUAUGGAUAUUUCAGAUUCUACCAGGACCGGAAGAUCGCCCACUGCCCCUUCCACACGCUGAUGCCGGCGGAGCGGGAGAUGUUUCUGGCCCGGAAGAAACUCCUGGAAUACAUGGGCCUCCAGCUGCGGCGAGCUGUCCUCGCCAAGGAGAGCCAGUGGGAUCCGAAGGUGCUGCAUCUGAGCAAGAGAGUGGAGUUGGCCCCCAGUCUCCGGCUGAAGAGGAAGAGCCCCAGCCUGCCCAAGGGGCUGGACUUGGAGGAUCAGGAGCUGAUCCCCUUCUUCAAGUUCUGCUGCCAGUGCGGCCGCUCGGUCGGGGUUUGCCUCUCGCCCUGCACCCGCUGCUACGGGGUCCUGACCUGCGGCAAGCACUGCAGGACCAGAGCCUGGGCCGACUUCCACAGGAGGGCCUGCGGCGCCCUGACGGCCAUCCGGAGAAUGUAUUCAGGUCUGCUGACAAGGAAGAAACCUUUGAAGCAUCUGGGAAACGUGCCAGGCCAGAAGACCGAGACGCUUAAGCUGCCACACAGGCUGAAAUGCUCGUAUUCCACCUACAACCAAGAGUGAGCGUCUGGCGACCCACCUGCCCACGCAGGACUCCGUGAGCCUGAGGUUGCCGCCUGCCUGCCCAGGGAAGAAGGCCACCACCCCAGCCCUCCCCUCCUGGGAGGGGCACGGAGCCCACCCCAGGACUCACGGAGGGACAGGUGGGUGAGCAUGCAGCUGCUGCUGGCAGGUGUCUGGGCCCUGCAGGAGGCCCCCCUGUGCUGGGGACCCUGCUCCUCACACUCACGGGGCCUGGGGUCCCAGCCGCUAGGCCCUAAGUGGCCACGGGUGACAGAGGCUUUGUUGAAUGUUUGCCUGACAGACCAGCGUGGGCUGUGACACCCAAAUAAACUGACCCGCAGUGGCUCA
Messenger RNA from Camelus dromedarius (Arabian camel), 3733 nucleotides. It is a transcript of the gene ANKMY1, whose product is annotated as ankyrin repeat and MYND domain containing 1. Gene Ontology annotation, molecular function: protein binding. The record is from RefSeq and is a predicted model, not a curated record. The coding region runs from base 302 to 3385 and encodes 1027 amino acids. NCBI's taxonomy places the organism in Eukaryota, Metazoa, Chordata, Mammalia, Artiodactyla, Camelidae. The transcript has 18 exons.